Akanthomyces muscarius is the source of this 630-nucleotide messenger RNA. RefSeq lists its product as uncharacterized. NCBI's taxonomy places the organism in Eukaryota, Fungi, Ascomycota, Sordariomycetes, Hypocreales, Cordycipitaceae. Gene Ontology annotation, cellular component: mitochondrion. The record is from RefSeq and is a predicted model, not a curated record. The transcript has 3 exons. Gene Ontology annotation, molecular function: superoxide dismutase activity; metal ion binding. The coding region runs from base 1 to 630 and encodes 209 amino acids. Gene Ontology annotation, biological process: superoxide metabolic process.
AUGGCCAGCACAUACUCUCUCCCCCCUCUCCCUUAUGCCUACGAUGCCCUCGAGCCCAGCAUCUCCAAGCAAAUCAUGGAGCUGCACCACUCCAAGCACCACCAGGCCUACGUGACCAACCUCAACGCCGCGCUCAAGUCGUACGACGGCGCCGACGUCGCCGGCCAGAUCGCCCUGCAGCAGGCCAUCAAGUUCAACGGCGGCGGCCACAUCAACCACUCCCUCUUCUGGGAGAACCUGGCGCCCACCGGCCAGCCCGAGACCGACUUCGCCUCCGCCGCGCCCAAGCUGGCCGCCGAAGUCGCCAAGACCUGGGGAUCCGUCGACGACUUUAAAAAGGCGUUUGCGGCGGCGCUGCUGGGCCUGCAGGGCAGCGGCUGGGGAUGGCUCGUCAAGGACGCGACGCAUGGGCUGAGAAUCAUCACGACAAAGGACCAGGAUCCGGUGGUGGGCGCCGAGAUUCCGGUCUUCGGCGUGGACAUGUGGGAGCACGCCUACUACCUGCAGUAUCUCAACGGCAAGGCUGCGUACAUUGAAAACAUCUGGAAAGUCAUCAACUGGAAGACAGCUGAGCGUCGCUUCGUCGGCGGUCGCGAAGACGUCUUCAAAGCUCUCAAAGCCUCGAUUUAA